CUAAAUUCAAAACUCCAGACGUUAGCAUCGACGCUCGUUGACGUUAUCUCCAGUUCGCAGGUUCGCACACCGACCCAUUUAAAACGAGGCGACAUGGAAAAGUAUUUUAAGUUUGUUAAUAAGAAAUAACAAAACCGUGACCGUUGUAAAGGCCGAGGGAUUAACCCGUACCACCUACAAGUUGAAGAUGGAGCCCCAGGAACCUGCAAAGAAUGACGAAAUCAGUGGAUUCUCUAGGCGGCGCAUUUCCUCGAUUUUAAAAGCACCACGGAAAUCGGCCAGAUUCCCUGACCCAGAGCAACAGGAAAAUGUGGUCGAAUGUGCCAAACCUGUGGAAAAAAGGAAUUCAAGAAGAGUCAGUUUUGCCCCUGCCAACGAUGUUCUUCUGUUUUCAAAGGAUGGGAAAAAUGCUUCUCCAGGCCGAAGUCCUUUACAAGAGUUAAUGACAGCAACAGGGGCAACCACACAAAAUAAGGUCCAGGUGGCGGUUACUGAAGAUGGGGUACAACAGAUCAUGGGAAUGGAAACCCUUUUGAAUGCUCCUCUGCAUGCUUCUCAACAACAGGAUAAGGUCAACUUCGAUACUGGGGAAGACUUCGGGGAGAAAACAGUGAUGUUUUCCACUGAUCAUGCAUUCAUGGACAUGACCCACAGUCACACUAUAAACAUUGCCAGUGAUGCCGAAUUACUUGCAGAUAUUUCCCUCCAGAACUACGACAUUUUACCUACUGGUGGAGAGAAAACAGUGAUGUUCAAUGCAGAUGAUCCAUCCAUGGAUAUGACCCUAAGUCAUACUGUAAACGUGACAAAUGGGUCAGUAUCACUACCCACUGGCAGGAACAUGGAUUUAAGUGUCGAGAGGAGAAACAUGUCCUCAUCAGUUCCUAGUUUGGAUCCGGGAUUUGAAAACUUCCUUGCAAGUCUCUCUAAACCUAGUGGCCCCUCCUCUUUAGCCACUGUUGAGACAAACAGUUCCCUUGACCGUAUUAAAACACAAAAGGCUGAUGUGGACAAAGAGAACCAGGUUCCAACUUCACUUUCAGCUAUGAUGGAGAAGUCAGCUAAUAAAUCCAGGAAGACCGGGGAAUUGUCUAAUGGAAGUGUACUCUGUCCAGAAGUUGAUGUUAGCAUGAAUAUGACUGAAGCUCUGACGGGCCGCAUCUUGGGAGUCACUGAUGACGACAAUCUUUUUCAGUGUCUUUUUCCAACUCAUGAAAUGUAUGCCCACUCUGACAAAAGAGUAUCACAGACGACCGAGAUGAAGAAGACCAAACAGCAACAGAGCAGUGAAUUCCUGGGAUAUUCUGACCCCAAAGCAGUAGCAACUACUGAGAAUAGGGUCCAAAAAGUGAUCACAGAUGAAGGGAGUGGACAAAUAACUGAUAUGGCAUCCUGGAAGAGUCCCUUGCAUGCUUCUCAUCCAAAAGACAAGGUCAACUUUGAUGCACGAAAUGAAUGCAGAGAGAAAACGAUAAUGUUCACUGCAGAAAAUGAGUUCAUGGACAUGACUCAGAGUCACACUGUUAAUAUUGCCCAUGGUGCAUCAGCCCCUCAGCAAACGUCAACAAAGGGUUUGGAUCCCGAAUUUAAGAACUUCCUUGCAAGUCUCUCUAAACCAAGUGGCCUCAGUGUUAAUCCUGUGAUUGAAAGAAUGGUACCCACUACUGCAGCAUUCUCUAAAGAAACUAUUAACACACACAGCUCCCUGUCCCAGCUUAAAACACCAAGGGCUGAUGUAGGCAAAGAUAAUGGGUCACUAAAUACAAGCCGGCGCUUUGGAGGAUCAUCUAUUGGAGCUGCCAUCUGUCCUGAAAAUGACGUGAGCAUGGAUAUGACUGAAGCUCAAACAGGCCACAUUAUAGGAAUCACUGGUUCAGAUGAUCCUUUUCAGUUUCUUUUUCCGACACAAGAUAUGUACCCCCACAGUGAAAGUCUGAAGAAAGCAGAGAUGACUUCAGGACUGAAGAACAGUGACGCACUGGGAUCAUCUAAGCGUACAGGUACAGAGACCUCACUGAAGCCAUCCUUAAAGACAGGAGACAGAAAGGUGCAAAGACAUCAGUUUGACACAGGAGAUGACUACAGAGAGAAAACGGUGAGGUUUUCUGCAGAUGAUGCCUGUAUGGAUGUGACACGAAGUCACACUGUCAACAUUGCCACUGAUUUCAAACUGCAGUCACACCAAAAUUCUGGCUUUUUACCUUCCUACGGAGAGAAAACGGUGGGGUUCAAUGAAAACGAUGCAGCUAUGGAUAUGACCCAGUGCCUCACUGUAAAUAUUGCCAGCAAUUUAGUAUCAGAUUCAGUUCUUGUGAAGAAACAAGAAGGUGAGAAAUGUGGUCCACCCAGAGACAGGUCUUCAACUGCACACAGUUUGGAUAAAGGAUUCAAUAACUUCCUUACGAGUUUCUCAAAACCAAGUGACCCCAGCGUUGAUCCUGAGAUUGCAAGAAUGACACCGACGGCUGCACCAUCCUCUAACAUUAGAGACUCAUCUAAUGGGGGUACAAUCUGUCCCGAAUAUGAUGUAAGCAUGGAUAUGACUGAGGCUCAAACAGGCCAGAUUUUAGGAAUCAUGGACACAGACCAUCCUCUUCAGUGUCUUUUUCCCAGACAAGAAAUGUACCCCCAAAGUGGUAACUUGAAGAAAACAGAAUUGACUUCACAAGUGCAGAGCAGCAAAGUACCUGGAUCAUCUAAGUGUAAAGGUAUGGAAAACUUGUUGAAGACUUCUUUGAAGACAAAGAUGCAAAGACAUCAGGUCAAGGUUGAUGCUGAAGACAACUGCAGAGAGAAAACGGUGAGGUUUUCUGCAGAUGAUGCAGCUAUGGAUGUGACACAAAGUCACACAGUCAACAUUGCCACUCAUUUCAAACCACAGUCCCACCCGAAUUUGGACUUUUUACCUACCUGUGGAGAGAAGACGGUGAGGUUCUCUGCAAAUGAUGCAGCUAUGGAUGUGACAAAAAGUCAUACUGUAAACAUUGCCACUGAUCUUGAACUGCUGUCACACCAAAAUGUGGAUUUUCUACCUACAUGUGGAGAGAAAACGGUGAGGUUCACUGCGAAUGAUGCAGCUAUGGAUGUGACACAAAGUCACACAGUCAACAUUGCCACUCAUUUCGAACCACAGUCCCACCCGAAUUUGGACUUUUUACCUACCUGUGGAGAGAAGACGGUGAGGUUCUCUGCAAAUGAUGCAGCUAUGGAUGUGACAAAAAGUCAUACUGUAAACAUUGCCACUGAUCUUGAACUGCUGUCACACCAAAAUGUGGAUUUUCUACCUACAUGUGGAGAGAAAACAGUGAGGUUCACUGCGAAUGAUGCAGCUAUGGAUGUGACAAGAAGUCACACUGUAAACAUUGCAAGUCAUUUGGGACCGAAGUCACAACAAAAUUUUGACUUUUUACCUACUUGCGGUGAGAAAACGGUGGGGUUCAAUGCAAAUGAUGCAGCUAUGGAUAUGACUCACUGCCUCACUGUAAAUAUUGCCAGUAAUUCAGAAUCAGAUUCAGUUUUUCCACACCAAGAAACACACAUUUUAUCCACUCAGAGAAAUACGGAUUUACCGUUAACUGUGAUGAAGGGGGAAAGAAAGAGAUCCUCGUCAGCACACGGUCUGGAUCCAGGAUUUAAAAACUCCCUGUCUAAGAUGAGUGGGCCCUGGGCAAAUCCUGUGAUCACUAAAGCAGUUACUCCUGCUGCACUAUGCCCUCUAGAAGGUGUCAGUACAAAUGACUCCCUUCACCAGCUUCAAACACAGAAGCCUGACAUGGAUACUGAAAAUGUAGCUCCAUGUUUUGUUCCAGCUACCAUGGAGAAGCCACAAAAUGAAACCAAUGAAACAGACUGUCCAGAAAACAGUGUGAACAUGGAUCUGACUGAAGCUCAAACGGGCCAUAUUUUGGGACAAACCUGCACAGAUGAACUCCCUCAGCGUCAUUCUUCAACACAGGACUCGUACCCCAAUUUUGACCAUUUGAAGCAUACAGAGGUAACUUCACAACAGAGCAAUGAAGUACUGGGUUCAUCCAACCCUGAUGGUGUGGCAAUCACAAACUGUCCAGAUUCUUUUGACUCAAAUGAAAUCGAGGCCAGGAAAGAACCCGAUCCAAGAGAUAAAACUUCUUCUUUAUCACAGAAGAUGGAAAGUUCACCCAGUGCUGUCGACCAAGAUGCUGAUGCAUUUCGUUCGAGGAAGUCUAGACGAAUGAGUUUAGCCGAUCUCCAGUCCAAAGUAAGGCGUUUGAGCCACAUGAUAAAUAUAGCUCCUGAUACUAUUGCCAUGGAAAGCUGCACAGCACCUUUACCUCAUUUGGACCAUGACUUGGACAAAAACUCAAAAGACAAAGCCAAAUCCCUGCCUGUAGUGGAGCCUGAACUCGAAAUGGGUUUGGUAAACAGUCAAGAUAAUACACAAGCUCAGUGUCUUACACAAGGAGAAGAAGCCUCAACUACUACUACCCCUUUCAACUUGAAGACUAAACAACUUAUGUCAAGACUCUCAGUGGGAGGCUUUAAGCCGAAACUCCCCCUGAGAAGCAAACCCGAUGAGCCAAAGAAGGUGAAUUCUGUGGGAGAGCAUACAAGGACAAUAACUGUCAACGUUACUAGUCAAACGAGCAACUUUGACAAUGAUGUAAGUGAUAUUUACGAUGAAGAGCUCGGAAGCUACGAAGAUAUGUCAGAAACGCUGGACACGAGGAGCCCCCAUAAAAUCCCUAAAAAAGUGAGUCAUUCCCAGGAGUCCAACAUCGAUGAGCCUUUAGAGGAAGAUGUAUUUGAGGAGGACCUAGUUAGAGCGGUCCAUGGAAAAAAGAGACCUUUGCCAAAAGAUGAAAAUGAUAUGGAGGAUGAGAAAAGAAUGAAAGGAUUCACUGAGAAGGCCACUGAUGUCAUUCAAAUGGAAUUACAGUCUGAUUUUGUGGAGUGUGAUGGUAACAAUACUACAGCUCCAAACAUGACUACACACACCACCGACUGCUCCAGUAGUUGUCACACAGCCAGCAUCAGAUGUGAAGCUACAUUUGAGUCAACUUUUAAACAAAGCCUGUUUGAAUCUCAACUUGAAGACUAUGCAAGUGAUGUACAAAAGAAAUUGGAUGAUGGCACCAUUACAGUGUUGGAGUUCUUUAACCUCUUCAACAUAGACUUCGUCAUCCAUAAUCCUCGGCAAAGCGUCCUUCCUGGCAGACUUUUGUCAGACACAGAUCGCACACCAAUGGAUUUAUUGAAAGACCGGCAUAUCAUGCGUCCUAAACAAAUGGUGUACGAGACAAAUGUCGUGGACCUCACAGAAAAGGUGGAGGGGUUGAAGGUGCGAAUGCAGGACCUAGACAAACCUCUUAAAAUUGUUAAUAGACCUUUGUGGGAAGAGAUGAGAACGUUUUCAGAGAAAGAGCUCAGAUCUUUUGGUGCAAAACUAAAAGAGAGAAAUAACUUCUUCAGAAAGUUGAGCAAAGCUCAGUCACAUGAAAUGAAGGAGGUCCUGUAUUCGAAUCUCGUGCAGGCUAAUCUGGAUGAGCAAAAGAAGUUGAGAGGAACGAUUGGGGAAGCAGAUGAAAUGAUAAGAAGUCUGGAUGACUGUAUUUGUGAGUUAGAAAAAGAACUUGCUGAAGUUGAAGAAAAAGGCUUCGAAGACAAACCAAGUCUGAAAUCACGUCAGGAAGAAAUGAAUAAAGUCACCGAAGCUUUGGCCGAUAAUGAAAGGCAAAUGUGUGAACUGGAGUUGCAGAAGAAGCAGAAUUCAAAUAAACUCAACAGACUGAAAGCUGAGACAAGAAACCUCGAGAGCCAUGUCUACAUGCUGCAUAUGGUGAAUGAAUGGAAGUUUGGAGAGAAGAAGGACAACUGCUCAAUCUACACUUUUCUCCAUGAGACCAUGCAUCUACAGUUGGUGUAUGAAAAGUCCAAAGGAACUGAAGCUGAUAAUCAGGCUGAGAGGAAAAUAUCUCACAUCACCUUCAAACUUCUACUGGAUGAUAAAAAGUCGCAUUGCCAUGCCCGCCUUGUUCACAAACUGCUCUCUCAGUACAUUGAGACUGAAACUUCCUGGGUGGAGAAGUACCCAACAAGCAGACAUGUGCCAACGCUGCUCCAUGACGUUGGCCUGGUGGUGAGUCGCUGUCGUCUGCUGGGAGAGGAGUUGCGCCUGCUGAAAAUGUGGGGAGGCCUAAGGCUAGAUAUCCUGGACGUCAGCUGUGUGGACACUCAAGUGCAUAUCGUCUUCAGCAGUCUCAAGAAAUUUUCCAAGUUUGAGGUGGUCUUCUCCGUCAGUUUGAUCAGCAACCUCUGUGUCCUACAAGUAGAGAGCUUUAAAAACAUGAUCGGAAGCACAGCGAUCCAACAGAUUGAAGAGAUUGUGGCAUCUUUCAGUCCAGUCAAGAACCUCUUGACGAAGAUCGUCAAAAAGAUUCAUGAUAGUCUACUCUGUUGAGACCAGGAAUACGACAGUGCAGUUUUUCCUGUGCAGUUUCCAGGGUCGCCUCCAGAUGGUGAACAUGGACUGACUUUAAAGUAUUUUGUUUCGCCUGCAGAGGGAUCCCGAUAUCUACAGUCUACAUAUCCCUGUAUUUGAGACAUGCUUCAACAGAAGGUUGUAUAUCUGUCACAUGUUAUUGAAGCUUUGUGCAGUACUGAACAUAUGUAAAUAUAUUUCACUUCAUUUUGUUCAUUGUAAAUCAGUUUCUUUAAAAGAUUUGAACUUUAGUAAUUUAGAAAACAAAACAUAUGUACUCAGGAUUCCAUUAAAAAACAUGUUUAUGAUUUUUUUCUGUGGCAUGUUCUUUCAGAGGUUUUUUUUUUUGGGGGGGGGGGUCUUUUUUCAUCUUAUAUUACGUCACUGACGAUAAUACAUCUCAGCAGUAAUCUGCGGUCUACAACAUUGUAACUGUUUUUUCUAAUGUAUCAAUAAUAAAGAUCAAUCUGCUUAAUGUGAAAUCUAAAUACAGAUAUGGUGUCAGUGUUGAGAUUGGUUGAUAAAAUUAAAAAAAAAAAAGAGAGUCAAACCUAAAACAUGGGCUUUUGUUUUGAACUUUUUGCUUCCAUUCUCACUUAUACAGACAUUUAAAGCAUUACCUGUAAGUAAGAUGUCGCACUGCAUCUUCAGUGUCAGUUUCUGCUCUUGCUGUACUGUGGUUAGACUUCAGAUGGCGCUAUGGGCUAGAGUUACAAUUUACUCCAAUGCCACCGCCCAUCCUGAGUGAAAACAGUAUCUUUGUGUCAAGUUAACAUCGCAAUGUAUGUUUACCUUUAAAAAC
Messenger RNA from Xiphias gladius (swordfish), 7259 nucleotides. It is a transcript of the gene knl1, whose product is annotated as kinetochore scaffold 1. The transcript has 35 exons. Gene Ontology annotation, cellular component: nucleus. The coding region runs from base 188 to 6436 and encodes 2082 amino acids. NCBI's taxonomy places the organism in Eukaryota, Metazoa, Chordata, Actinopteri, Istiophoriformes, Xiphiidae. Gene Ontology annotation, biological process: protein localization to kinetochore; cell division; attachment of spindle microtubules to kinetochore. The record is from RefSeq and is a predicted model, not a curated record.